CAGAGAGGAUCCUGGAAGGUUUCGGGGGAGGGGGCUGCUCUCCAUUGUUCACUCCGAGCCAAUCAGAGCUUCCCCACUUCCUCCCAGCCAAUCUCCCUGCGCCUCCGUCCCUACCCCAGCCCACCCUCCGGGUCCCCAGCAUCUCCCGAGGAAGCCCCAGGGCGGUGGGAGAGCUGGGUGACGCUACAGGUCCCGCCUCCAGCUCGGGCCCCGGGCGAGUGCGUGCUGACGUCAUGCUGCGUGCGGGCCGGUGCGGAAUCGCUCCUUCAACUCCGCGGGGCAGGAGUUAGUUAGCAAAGAGCAGAGGCUGGGCGCGCGACCCCGCUCCUUCUGCCCCCGGCCGCACGCUGUGCUCACAUCUCUCUCUGCAUGGUGGAUAUUAUUUUUCAUUAUCCUUUUCUGGGUGCUAUGGGGGAUCAUUCCAAGAAGAAGCCCGGGACGGCCAUGUGCGUGGGCUGCGGGAGUCAGAUCCACGACCAGUUUAUCCUUCGGGUGUCGCCCGACCUCGAGUGGCACGCCGCCUGCCUCAAGUGCGCGGAGUGCAGCCAGUACCUGGACGAGACGUGCACGUGCUUCGUGAGAGACGGGAAAACCUACUGCAAGCGGGACUACGUCAGGCUGUUCGGCAUCAAGUGUGCCCAGUGCCAGGUGGGCUUCAGCAGCAGUGACCUGGUGAUGCGGGCGCGGGACAGCGUGUACCACAUCGAGUGCUUCCGCUGCUCCGUGUGCAGCCGCCAGCUGCUCCCUGGAGACGAGUUCUCGCUGCGGGAGCACGAGCUGCUCUGCCGAGCCGACCACGGCCUCCUGCUGGAGCGCGCUGCGGCCGGCAGCCCGCGCAGCCCCGGCCCGCUCCCCGGCGCCCGCGGCCUGCAUCUGCCAGACGCUGGGUCCGGACGACAGCCCUCACUGCGCACGCACGUGCACAAGCAGGCGGAGAAGACAACCCGGGUGCGGACUGUGCUCAACGAGAAGCAACUGCACACCCUGCGGACGUGCUACGCCGCCAACCCGCGGCCCGACGCGCUCAUGAAGGAGCAGCUGGUAGAGAUGACCGGCUUGAGCCCACGGGUCAUCCGCGUGUGGUUUCAGAACAAACGCUGCAAGGACAAGAAGAAGUCCAUUCUCAUGAAGCAGCUACAGCAGCAGCAACACAGCGACAAGGCGAGCCUCCAGGGACUGACUGGGACGCCUCUGGUGGCAGGCAGCCCCAUCCGCCAUGAGAACGCGGUGCAGGGCAGCGCAGUCGAGGUGCAGACGUACCAGCCGCCUUGGAAAGCACUCAGCGAGUUCGCACUCCAGAGCGACCUGGACCAACCCGCCUUUCAACAGCUGGUCUCCUUCUCCGAGUCAGGCUCCCUAGGCAACUCCUCCGGGAGCGACGUGACCUCUCUGUCCUCGCAGCUCCCGGACACCCCCAACAGUAUGGUUCCUAGUCCGGUGGAGACGUGAGCGAG
Molecule: messenger RNA, 1454 nt
Organism: Apodemus sylvaticus (European woodmouse)
Lineage: Eukaryota; Metazoa; Chordata; Mammalia; Rodentia; Muridae
Gene: Isl2
Product: ISL LIM homeobox 2
Exons: 6
Coding region: 370-1449 (359 amino acids)
Biological process (GO): neuron fate specification; positive regulation of transcription by RNA polymerase II; axonogenesis
Cellular component (GO): nucleus
Molecular function (GO): cis-regulatory region sequence-specific DNA binding; DNA-binding transcription factor activity, RNA polymerase II-specific
Source: RefSeq, a predicted model, not a curated record